Paramecium octaurelia is the source of this 1007-nucleotide messenger RNA. The record is from the annotation of a GenBank genome assembly. Lineage: Eukaryota; Ciliophora; Oligohymenophorea; Peniculida; Parameciidae.
GCAUUAAUGAAACAUAAUUUAUAAGCAAAGUAAUAAUUAGAUAUUAAUCAUCAAGGAAAAAUAAGAGAAAUAUAACUGGAGGAGAGAUCCAUUUGAAUUAAAUUGAUGAGGCUGAUAAAAUUAAUGAAGAUGCUUCAUAAGAUUACGAAAGCAAUCUAUUAAAAGUAUUAGAUUUGCAACCGGAGAUCACUAAAAUAUUCAUUGAAAGUAUUUUCACAAUAUAAUCAAAUAGAUUUGACAAAUGGCAGUUUCAUUGAAUUGAAUGAACAAGCAUUAAGAAGGAAAAUUCAAAUGAUGGAAGAAAGCAGAAAAUAGUAAAUUCAAACUGAAAAUGUGUUGUUAGUUUUGAACAAAUUAAUUCAUGAGGCUAUCAAAUUAAUAGACAGAUUUAUCUUCUUUUUCUAAGGAUUAUUGGCAGGUAACCUUUAAAAUUAACAAGGGAAUGACAUUGAUGCAUGUUUUCAUUAUUUUUCUAGGCUAAAGUACAGAUAAAGAAGGAUUAACAACAUUCUUUAAAUUAUAUGCUAAAUACUGCUUAAGAGUAGAUUAAGUUUUUCAUAUCAUAAUAUUAAUCAGUGCAUUUGGUAGCUUAUUUGUUUGCAUUCAAUUAAAGGAUUAGUAAGACAAGACCAAGAACAAUUAAGAUAAAAAGUUCUUUAUCCAAUCAAUAAUUAGCGCUCUUUGUAAUAGAUUCAUAAUAAUGUAGUUUAUAAUAUUGCUUAUCUGUUAUGGGUGAUAGGACAUAAAAAUAUAGUAGAAUUAUCAAGUGGAAUCACUCAGGAUGACACAAAUGAUCAAGUUUAAGCUGUAAUUGAUGGGUCUGCAUUAUACAAUUUUUGGACUUAUACGUAGAUAGCAAUUACUGUUCUUACUGUAUUAGGCUGGUUUAUAUCAGUAAAUACAACUGAAAGUAAUCUUAACUAUUUGGCUUCAGUCGAGGCAGAGUAUGAAAUAAUCAAUUAUUUAAUAGUCAAAUAUUUGGUGAUGAAAAUAGGAAGGAAAAAUGA